CCUGACUUUGCCCCUCGAUCGUUAUCGCCGAACCCCUGUUUCUUGUGCUAUCGCAUGAUUAGGCGAAGGUCUCGCCCAUGCCUCGCUGUCCAUUUCAACCUCUUUGACUGCCCAUCACAUCCAACCCAACUUUCCUCCUCAAAUCCGCUGACCAACUCUCAACAUCGACUCUGCCCAACUGGUAUUUGCGCUCCUCGAUUACCACCCCCGAUCGGCAGAAUACUACCGCCUGACACUACUUGUCCUCUUCGUGUUCCCGGCUUCAUUCCGCUUGGUCCAGUGCCCGUCAACGAAGGCACUCUAACGCGCGCCCUAUUUUAGUCCUCGAGUCCUCGACUGUCUCGAAUACCCUCCGUCUUCGUUCGUGCACGAACUUACUUGUCAACCACAUCUCCCACUACACAAUCAGAUAGCACAGUAUCACUCGAGUCACAAUGUCAGGAGGCGCCGCUGCAAAGCAACGCUUGAUGCAGGAGCUCAAGGUCUUGGAGAAGGAGAAAUGGCUCAACAUAGAGGUGAGUCGCUCGAAUCAAUGUCUUCAAUGGUGAAGUCGCUUACAAUGCGAAAUAGCUUCAAAAUGGUGAUCUCUUCAAAUGGAGCAUCGCGCUCAUGGUUGUCAACCCAGAGAGUGCAUUCAACGGUGGAUACUUUAAGGUCAGCACCAAAGAUCGAGUACGAGCCCAUGAUAGCUAACCCUUUGAUUCCAGGCCGAGAUGGGCUUCUCCGACAAGUAUCCAUUCCUUCCUCCUACCUUCAAAUUCAUUCGACCGAUCUAUCACCCGAACAUAUACACGGACGGCAAGGUCUGCAUUUCCAUUCUCCACCCUCCAGGAGAGGACGAGCAAUCCGGAGAAUUGGCCAGCGAACGAUGGUCUCCCCUUCAGGGUGUCGAGUCUGUUCUACGCUCGGUUCUUCUGCUUCUCGAUGAUCCCGAGAUUUCCUCCCCUGCCAAUGUCGAUGCCAGCGUAAUGUAUCGUGACAAUAGAACUCAUUACAACAUUAAGGCCAGUGAGGCGGUCAGUAUUUCUCAGAAGGAUAUUCCCGAUGGAUUUGUCAUGCCAAAGACACUCGAAUCGGCUCCUCCCGAGAAGCUCAUAGAAGAUGACAAUUUCUGGAAUGAGAGCGAUGGAGAGGAGGAUGAUUUUGGGGCAAGCGACAGUUCCGGGGAGGAUUUCGAAAUGGACGAAGAUGAAGAAGAGGGUGACGAAGACGAAGCCGAGGACGAGGAGGAGGAAGAAGAGGAGAAGUAGUGAAACUCUCUUCGCUCCAUUUCCCGACAACUUACGUUUUCUUCACUCUAAAAAUACUGGACCACAUAUAUUCAUUUAUUGAACAGCAUAGCAUAGCGGCGGUCUACCUUGAUGGCUCAAGACGGCGUUUGGGCAAGGCAGGGAAGGGGCAUGGCAUUACCUGCGGCGUACUUUGUUUAUGGCACUCCGCUUUUGAGACGUUACUUUUUUUAUCUGGCGUAGGGCUGACUGACUGGUGAGGUAGCAUGUGGG
This is a messenger RNA of Hymenoscyphus albidus, 1502 nucleotides long. The record is from the annotation of a GenBank genome assembly. Lineage: Eukaryota; Fungi; Ascomycota; Leotiomycetes; Helotiales; Helotiaceae.